Molecule: messenger RNA, 1662 nt
Organism: Musca vetustissima
Lineage: Eukaryota; Metazoa; Arthropoda; Insecta; Diptera; Muscidae
Product: rho guanine nucleotide exchange factor 17-like
Exons: 5
Biological process (GO): actin cytoskeleton organization
Molecular function (GO): guanyl-nucleotide exchange factor activity; protein binding
Source: RefSeq, a predicted model, not a curated record
CAUCACCACCAGCAGCAGCAACAACAACAGCAGCAGCGUUCUUCCUUACCUCCGCUCAGUUAUACCCAACAGCUGCUGGAUUAUCGUAAGAGCAUUUCACCCAACUAUUCCAAUCCCUCAUCGUUGAUUGGUACACCCGAAAAGAAACGUGACAAAUCACAAUCGAAUAGUUUGGCCGGUGGUGGUAGCAGCAGUUCGGUGGCUGGUUCAACGACAAGUGGAGCAGGUGGCGCAGGAGCUAAUAAUAGUGAUAUUCAAUUAGAUUUAAAUUUAAGUUCCAGUGAUGAAGAAGCGGAGGCAGCAAAUGCUGCGGCAGCUGCAUCCUCCAGUGGUGUUGGGGUGAAUUCGUCAAGCGGUGUUGGUAACAGCAAUAGCAGCGGUAUAUGUGAACGGGUACCCAGUCCGGCACCAUCGACACAUACAACCGGUUCAACGUCGACAGCAUCAACGGCUAUUGUUGGUAGCAGCAGCACAUUGUAUCAUGGACAUCAGGAUUCCAACCCCGACGAAAGUGAUGGCAAUCAAUCGACCAUGUGGAUUGGCACCGAAGAUGGUUGCAUACAUGUCUACAAUAGUACCGAUAAUAUACGCAUCAAAAAGAAUCGCAUCAAGAUUGAACAUCAUGCUGCGGUCUAUUCAAUAUUGUACCUGGACAAUCGUGUAUUUGUGGCCUUGGCCAAUGGCGAUAUAUGCGUUUAUUUACGUGAUGGAGCCGUCUGGAAUACAACUUCAUCACAUUGUUUAUCUAUUGGAACGGUGACCAGUCCGGUAACGAAGUUACUCAAUGUCCAUGGCAAAUUAUGGUGUUCAAUACAGGGCAUAAUAAAAGUGUUGGAUACUGAAACUUUGGCGGUGGUCAAUCAAAUACAAAUCUCAACGGAUUCAAAACCCAUAACAAAUAUGUGUGUCUCCAGUAAUUAUGUGUGGAUUUCAAUUCAAAAUUCAGCGCAUAUUAAAUGUUACCAUUCCAAUACACAUCAACAAAUCACCGAAGUUAAUUUGGCACAGGCUGUGAAUAAAAUGCUCUCGAAUUGUGACGAAAUUAUACGCCAACAUAAGGCCGCCUGUUUGCGUGUCACAUCACUGUUAUCGUGUCGCGAUCUAAUUUGGAUUGGUACCAGUGCCGGUGUACUACUGACAAUACCCUCCCAGGGUUACGAAAAGGGUGCACCAAAUGUUGUACCCACCGGUAUACCGCAUGGUCAUACGGGACAUGUACGUUUCCUCACCUAUGUCGAGACAACUGGCGCCACCGGCAAUACAUCGAGUACGGACAACAAUAAGGAUCAUGAAACGACAACAUGUGCUGGAUCGAAGUCGCCCAAACCGAAAGGUGAAAAUUCCGCCAAUUCUGCAACAAGUACACCUGGUAAUAUUUUGAUUAUUUCCGGUGGUGAUGGCUAUGAGGAUUUCCGUAAUUCGGGCGCCAAUUCGUUGAGUGAAAUUGCUGGACGCGAAGACAGCACGAAUCAUUUACUUAUAUGGCAAAUUUGAGCCCGAAGGCGUAAGAAUCGCUGGCGCGUACUACUCAAACGUUGGAAAAAUAAUAAUUAGCAUCAGCUGAAUAUGAUUUGGGGUAAAAAGUUUCGAACGUUUUAGCCGCAGUGUAUGGGUAUGAUGGGUAGCGUAGCUGUUACGCCGUAAAUGAAAAAUUGAAUAAAA